CAUUUUUUAUAUGGCCUGUCUUAAAUAAGCAUAUCUUUGUCCUAUGUACAGUAUAGUGUUUAUUCCCAUGCAAUGAAAGUCAUGAUUCCAAUCCCCUGUCACAGACACACAUUCCCCCUUACAUGUUUUCUAUGUGCAUCUUAUUAAUUGUGCAGUUUUAUUGUAAUAUGGCCUUAUUCCAAAGACAAUUUGUGGGAUCCUUCAAAGACUUCUAUUCUUGUACCGGGUCUAAGGUCUGUGGGGAUGGAGCGCGAGAAAACUUAAUUUUACACAUGCAAAGUCAACUAUGGAGCUUCAAUAGAGAACUUUACCUUUGGGAGUGUGCACCAUUAUGAAGUCAUGAGUGAUGUUAUAGAUACUUCUUUGCUUUCCUUUUAUUGCAUUGAUUCUUCGAUCCUGUCUGUAUUUCCAGCAAGGCACUGGAGGGGUUUUAUAGGUUCAAUUCAAUGUGAAGCAAAAAAGUUGCUAAGAUCAUUGUCUUCAAAAGGGAGGCUGGCACACACAGAUAAUAUCUUUCUUCAAGAUGUUUUAAAGCCUGCCUUUAUUCUGGACAAGUGCACUAAGCAGUGAGCUGUAAAUUACAGUAUUCACUCUUGGUCACAGCUCUUUCAAAUUAGAUUGCAGACUGAUAGCUUUGAGACCCCAUUCUGCCAUGUUUCACUUGUAAAAAUUUUGUAAUUUCCUGGGGUUUUUUUGUGUCGUGACCAAAGUGUGCUUUCCUAAUUCCAUUUACCUGUCUGGAGAUGCUGAAGGAGCUGUGUGAGAGUCUGACACUGUCUAGCUCCUCCCUGAUGUCCUUUACUAAGCAGCAGUGAUUGAGUGAACGGCAAGGUGAUAGCUAAAUGAAUGAAGACAUGCCCUUUGCUUCCAGAAACUUCCGUAAUUAACUUUGGCACUGACAUCUGCAAAGUAAAAUGAAAAACAGGGAUGGGUCUGUGUGUACCUCACGUAUGAAAAACUCUGGGAUUGGUUUGAAAUUGAUUUAUGCCAUAUGAAGGUCAAGACAAAAUAAUUACUAGAAGCUCUUAUGUAGGUCCAAAUGCAUUUCUGAUUUCUUGACAUACAGAAUCGAUUAUUAUAAUGUAGAAGAAGCGAUCUACAGUAUUGAUUACAGAGUAUAAGAACAUAAAUACAUCUAAAAUAUGUUGCAAUUGUGUGACAGUUUAUCUCACAAGGAAAUGACAUCACAUGUUGAGUGUAUGGUCACCGUCCCUCCAUAUUAAACAUCAAAGACAACACUGGACAAAAGCAGUGGAGUUCGUGAGCUAGCAUGCCGAUAGACUUCCCCCGUUCCCCACGCCUGUCCCUAAUCUGCAUGCAGACAACUCCAUUGUGGAUAUUUGGAUGUCCUCACCAUAGCAACAGAGCUGCAAAACCGUGCUGUACAACCUCUCAUCACACACAGUCGUGCCUAGGCAUCGCACGGCACGCGGCAGCCAGACGAAAGGGAGAUAAUAAGAGGAAAAGGAGAGCUGGGAAGAGGACACCGCUGCCUUGCACCUAAUUCUCUGUGGGAAUUCUCCUCAUUAGGACCAUGACAGCUCAGUUACAACGGCUCCGAAGUGCCAAGGGUCAUGUUCACAGCCGCCGGUCGAGCAGUCAUUCCUGCGCUCAGCUGAGAGACAAAUGGAGGGAUGCAACAAUUUCACUCUUUGCUCACCGUGACAGAGCCUCUCUAUGCUGAAUCCUUUUGUGUCAGACCACCAGGCUUCGAUCAAACGUGGGUUAAUUGCGAGAGAGCGGCUGGAAGAGCACCCCUCCUCUUCCACACUGCCAGUCUGUCCGUGCCUCUGAUUUUCCACUCAUUCUGCCUCUCUGGUCUCUGUUUACCUCUGUCUGCUGAUUUCUCCACCCCUUUCUCUCAGUCUCUCAUUAUUUUGCACUCCCUCCCACAGCUCGCUAUCUCUCCUCCCCUUGUGCCUUCAUAGCCAGCAGUCUGCUCAUCACUCCAGGGCUGCUUGCUAUAUGAUCUCUUGGAAAACAACGUUCGCGUCUUGCUCAAGCCACUCCAUGUGCAAGCCUUAAGAUUUCUUGCCCAGGAAGGCAGGAUGUUUCUGCGCUGGCACUGAUUCCUCUAUUUCUCUUCUCAAUUUCCCUUUCCCCUCCCCUUUCCUAGUCUCCUGCCCUCUGACCCUCAUCCCUUUACCCCUGACCCCAUUCCCUCUCUUUGCCCCGUCUUUCUUGACCAUGUUGCCAUGUGUCUGCCGGCUCCAGCCUGUCCUUGCUUUGUUCUUCUUCACUUUGUUCACUCAAGGGGAAAACUGUCCAACAACCUGCCUUUGCCCAGACCCUCACACUGUGGACUGUAGCGGGCGCGGACUUACCCGUCUCCCAGACGAGAUCCCCUUAGAUGUGCGGAGGCUGCUGUUGGCGGACAACUGGAUCCCACGGAUUCCUUCAGAUUUCCUCGUGCUCUACAGUGACCUGGUCUACCUGGACCUCCGCAACAACUCGCUUUCACACAUCGAGCCGGGCACACUUAGCACUUCCUCCAGGCUGGUUUUCCUGGACCUCGGUUGCAACAACCUGACCGAGAUCCCCAAAGGGACUUUUGGGGAGUCACGGAGCUUAAUUAAGUUGCGCUUAGGGAACAACCCAUAUUUGAGCAUGGUCAACGAAGAUGCUUUCAUAGGUCUUACCUCCUUGCGUGAACUAGAACUAGAACGCAAUGCCCUGUCUGGGCUACAGGUGGGUGCCCUGAGCCAACUGCCCUCCCUCAGGGUAGUAAGGUUAGAGGGCAACCCUUGGGUGUGCAACUGCAACUUUGCGAAUCUGUUCACCUGGCUGGUGGAAAACAGUCACAAGCUGCCCAAAGGUAUAGAGGGUAUGGAGUGCUCUUUGCCCACUGAUGGACGGCGUGUGCCUCUCAGCCAGCUCUCCCAGGACAGUUUUCGGGAGUGCCAGAUCACCCUCACCCUCACCGAUUUCUUCAUCAUCAUUUUCUCGGGCAUCUCCGUCUCAGUGGCUGCCAUCAUGGCCAGCUUCUUCCUGGCGUCCACCGUCCACUGUUUUCAGCGCUGGAGCAAGGGCACUAAAGGAGACGAAGAGGAGAGCGAAGAAUGAGGAGGGAGGUUAGAGCUGAAUGACCUUCAGUAUGAUUCAGAGCUGCCAGCUCCUGACAAGAGCUCAAACAAACAGCACGACUGAACAGACACCAGGUAGAACUUGGCAGAAAUUACCUGGUCACUAACAAAGUGACCAGUAUGGACACAGUACCCUCAAAAUCAAAGGAUAUUUGGUCUGAAAGCAAGCCUUAGUACGCAGACUUCCAGGGAUUAAGUUGUUUGAAGAAAUUCUUUGAGAUCUUGUCCUGCAGUAGAGAUUUCAGUGUCGUUGAAUCCCCGUGUCUGUAGAGUUUCCCUUCAUGUAGUCGUUAUAAAGUUAGCAAAAUAUAACUGUGCUACUUCUUGAUUGUGCCAAAUCAACACAGGUCGACAGCAAUGGUUCAGAUAAGCACUGAUAAUCAAUGAUGAGGAAUAAUCGCUAUAUAAGUCACGCAAGGUGAAGCAGAUGUUGCAACUUUAUACAGCCAAGAAUAUGUGAUAUGGGAUAAGGAUAGGAAACAAUAACUUGAAGAGCUUAGAGGGAUUUCAGAAAGCAUUACCUGAAACUGAAAGUUUAGACUAGAGCUUAAUGUGAAUAGUUGUGUCAAAUACCGCACUUUAAAAUGGCCCUCAAACUACCAGGUACACUGGUUCAUCCCAGAUCUGCCAAAGAACGCUUUGACUGAGGGACUGAGGUUUUGGGUUUAAAAUAUAGAUUUAUUUUUCUUUAAAGAAAGCUUAUGAUCUUAGCAAGAUUACAUUUAUUUAGCGUAAUUAUGGUACUACUUACAUAUAAUGAUACAUAAUAUCCUUAAUGUGACUAAAGACAAUAUCUAUGAGAUGGAGAUAAGUACAUGCUACAAAUGUCAUUGUAUUAUUUAGGUAUUCAUGUCUUAAAAGAUUAUAUUUGAAAAAAGCAUACAAACGGCCCAGAAAUGUAUUUGAGCAUUAAAGUCAGACUUAUAUGUUGUAACAAAAUAUCUGAACCAAGCAAAGCACAACAUGUCACAAAUAGAUGCCUGUUUGGUUUAAAAAAAAAUAAUAAUUAUAUGAUAUAAUAAAAAAAAAAUUAAAUUCAGUCAAGUAAUUAAAUUAAAUGAUGUUUAUAAAAAUCGGAAAAAUGACCUUGAGACCAUAUGGUAAAAAGCAACACAAAAGUCUCAAAAAUGUGAAAUUUGUACUAAAAAAGGUUCCACAAUCUUUGUUUGCUGAUGUCACUUUUUUUUCUAACAAAAUGACGUUCACAUGUUUUUAAGGGUGUCUUAAGUGUCUAUGUGUUUUUUUUGUUUUUUUGAGGCCACUGUACAUUCACCUGUCUUCAGAUUGCUGUGUUGACUAAUAAUAAUCCAGUGUAUAACUAAUUGCAUACAUUUCUGUUCAUUAUGUCAAUUCCGUCAAUUCCAAAAACAAUUAUUUUGUCAGUAGACUCUGUGGGGGAAUCUGUUUUCGAAUGUCUGAAAAAGAGAUUUGAUUGUUUGUGUUUUCCUUUACGAAUAGUUCUGUCAGUCUUGCUUCUUUCAUGUCCUUAUUUUAAAGGGCUUCAUCUGUUUUUGGAAUUAGGAUCAUGUAUUUUGCACAAGUUCAAGAAUAACAUUCAUUAAUAUCCUAAUGUCUAUCGCCAUCCUCUGUUCCACUGUUGCUGUCCAUAGACAGAUGCUCUGGAUGUACUAUUUCGAGAAUAUAGCUCUUUUUCCCAGACAGGUAUCACAACAUCAUUUUUGCAGUGGAUGAAUAAUUAAUUGGAUCUGUGCAAUGAAGCACACAGUGUGCUAGCCUUCAGAAAUAUUGGGGAUGGAAAAAGAAAUGAUUGUGAUUCAAAGACCGUCUUAUUUUAAACUAAUUCUAUUCUGCUCACACAACCUCAGAAAUCAUAUUGUGUUGGAUGUAGGAAGCACAGAUCCAUAUAAAUGUAAUGUAAAUGUUCUGGUGUCAGGACACAUAUGCACAAUCUUUCAAAGCUAGACUGUAGCAUGGUAUCAUCAGCAGAAAUCAAACCUGCAGCUAUAAUAUUGUUAUAUUGAAUGAUUUCAUUUUUUAUUUAUUUUUUUCCAUAUAUAUACCAUACUCAACUAACCAGAAAAAAAAGACAAAAUGUCUAUGAAUAUGUACAUGCAAACAAAAUGAGGUAUUAUUGUUAAAAAUUAAAAUUAUAAACAAAUGCUGUAGACACUUACUAUGCCAUGACAAUAGAGCUGUUUAAUCAUGACAUCAAUUUGUAGGCAGAACUCGGCAUGGUUUCCUGUUGGAAUUUCGAAUGGGUUAUUUGAAUAACAAAAGUAAUAAUAAGGAUGAGAGUAAAUUAUAUGAAUUAGACAUUUAUGUUUGUUCUAAAACAUACAUUAUACACAGUCAAACCUCAAAUGCGAAAUUUGCAAAAAAAAAAAAAAAGAAAAAAAAAAGAAAGAUGUGUUUUAAAACAUACCGUAAGCUGCAAAGUUGCUAUAAGGAGAAUCAGUUAUAAAUGAAGUAUCUUAUUUGAACUUAUUUAAAUUUUUAAAUCAUAAAUCUAAAACUGCUAACGUAUUUGAAAUUCCUGAGGGAACUCAUGAACUGUUACAGAACAAUAGCUGAUUUUACAUGGAUUUGGUGUGAGAUUUUGCAGAAUAAUGGCAUUUGCAAUGACAAAAUGCAUCAGACUUCUAUAAUCGGUACUUUCCUUCAUUGUCUACAAUAACAAGUAAAAGAUAGCGGGUUCAUUGCUGUACUGUCUGUUUCUGAGUUCUGUAUGUGUUGUUUGAAAAAGAACCCAGAGCUCCCAGAGUCAACUGUCACACUGAGCAAUGUAGUAAAGAUUUGUGUUGCAUCAUAACAUGGAGUAUAUUUGUUCUCCGUCUUAACUGAAAACCACAUAUACCUAGAAAACCAACUACUAUGUAGUUUCAGUACAAAGAAUGAAGGGAAAACAUUUAAAUGAGGGAUUUUCUUGCAUGACCCAGUGGCGAAAUCAUCAAGUACUUUGUUUUUUCUUCUCCAUAUGGCAGUGCACUGUUGAUGAAAUACAAUAUCAUAUUAAACAGUAAGCUAUU
Molecule: messenger RNA, 6070 nt
Organism: Carassius auratus (goldfish)
Lineage: Eukaryota; Metazoa; Chordata; Actinopteri; Cypriniformes; Cyprinidae
Product: leucine-rich repeat-containing protein 38-like
Exons: 2
Coding region: 2188-3063 (291 amino acids)
Cellular component (GO): voltage-gated potassium channel complex
Molecular function (GO): voltage-gated potassium channel activity; potassium channel activator activity; transmembrane transporter binding
Source: RefSeq, a predicted model, not a curated record